Molecule: messenger RNA, 2598 nt
Organism: Colletes gigas
Lineage: Eukaryota; Metazoa; Arthropoda; Insecta; Hymenoptera; Colletidae
Gene: Vps51
Product: vacuolar protein sorting-associated protein 51 homolog
Exons: 11
Coding region: 193-2400 (735 amino acids)
Biological process (GO): Golgi vesicle transport; endocytic recycling; lysosomal transport
Cellular component (GO): membrane; GARP complex; EARP complex
Source: RefSeq, a predicted model, not a curated record
AUUAUUUUUCAAUCUUUCAUGUAUCAUAAAUAUUAAACAUAUUCAUCAAGUACACUGCCGCUAAGGUCCCUAAUCUAGUAGUUGUAUUCAUGUAUGUAUGUAUGUCAUCAACUAACCUGGUAGGAACAUAAGAAGACUCCUACUUGCUCCUACUGUCAAAGUAUCCCAUUAACAAUAGAAAAAAUAUACAAAAUGGCAGAAAAUUCUAAUAAUCCGUAUGAUAUUAAUGGACAGCACUUCAACCCUGAUAUGUAUUUCCAAAAAUUAUUAAAAGAGUAUACAUUGAAACAAAUCAUGGAUCAUGAAGCAGAAAUUAUAAAAAAUACCCAAACUUUACAUUCGGAUAUGCAAACUUUAGUAUAUGAAAAUUAUAAUAAAUUUAUAUCUGCAACCGACACUAUUAGAAAGAUGAAAACUGAUUUCAAAAAAAUGGAAGAUAGUAUGGACUUACUGGCAAAAAAUAUGGACAGCAUUACCACGUUCUCGGAACAAAUUUCAUCUACAUUGCAAGGCACCAGACAGCAAAUUGCCAAAUUAUCUUCUGUUCACGCUCUUUUAAAAAAGUUGCAGUUCCUCUUUAAGUUGCCCGGUAAUCUAAAAGACAGAAUGAACGAAGAAAAUUAUGCACAGGCAGUGCAAGAUUAUAUUCACGCACAGCGUGUAUUAAAUCAAUAUGGAAAUAUGCCUUCCUUUCAAGGAAUACAAAAAGACUGUGAAGAUAUUUUAGAGGAACUUAAAUCAAGGCUAAGAAUGCAGUUUCAUAAAAGAGAUUCUUUAACUAAGUCUUUAGCAGAGAAUGUGGAUCUCUUAUUGCAGUUAAAAGAACCAGCUGAUUCUCUGUGCAUUGAAUUUUUAAUGCAUGCAGAUACACGGCUAACAGAACAAUUAGAUAUUCUGAAGGACAUGUGUGAAAAUGAUAUUAUAGAAUUUGUGGACAUGGCUAGUUCUGGAUUCCUUAGCGAUUCGUGUCUCAUCGUUGCAUCUUACAAUGACCUGUUUGUAAACAGACCACCAUCGUAUGAUAAUGACUUUACAGAUGAUUUUGAUACUAAAGCAACUGCGCGUUUAAACAAUUUCAUCAUGAAAAACAUGAAAAAAUACUUUGACUUAGUCGGGAAGAGAGUGGAGAACAUAACGGACACAGCAGUUUUAGCAAGAGCAUUAGAUAAGUUUCAUAGAAGACUACAAGCUAUAAACAUGUUGUGCAAAGAAACGGAUUUUGCAAGAACCGGUACAGACAUUAUCAUCAAUGCAGGUAGAAAACAAUGUCGUAAUCAUCUAGAUAAUUUAAAACAACACUUGAGCGAAUCGCUCGUUAAAGUAAGGCAAAUAUUGGCAACGAAAGUGUCUCAAGAAGGAGAUGGUAGCUUGGCAGAACUUCAAGCAUUACUUAUCAUACCUACCAUUGAAAAAGUUAAAGGUGUUUUACAAGAUUUAUUGGUCUUCCUACAACCGGAUCUGUCGUUCAAUGCAAAAAUACAAUUCCUCCAAAAUUUUUGUGUGGAUGAAGUUAGAGAAGGGCUGGUAGUUGGAUUUUUACUUCAUUUAAUGGCCACUGCAAGUGGAUUUUGUAGUGGAUCUGAUGUUCCAAAGUUCCCGCCCACUCUUUUACUUCUAUUAAGUAAAAUGUGCAUCGAAUAUAAAGAGAACAAUGUCAAAUAUCUGCUUGCAACAACCGACGAUUUAUUCAAUAUCGAACGGUAUACGUCGUCUGGAAACGCGAUUACAACGGACUCGGAGAUAUGCGAAAAUUUCCAGGCAGCGGCACAGAAUUUAUUAAAUCAUUACGUUCGUAUUCAGGGCUUAGCAGUGUCGCAAAUGUUAAGAAAAUCUGUCGAGACAAGAGAUUGGCUGCACACGAUCGAACCAAGAACGGUUAGAGCCGUAAUGAAGAGAGUCGUGGAAGAUGUAACAGUAAUUGAUACUCAAGUCGCCGCUUUGUACGACGAUUCUGACGGUCAAAUUGAUAGAAGUAGCGACAGUAGUAGAAAAACUCACAGCGUGAGCGUAUCAAGGCAUCACUACAAAUCUAGUUGGUCGUCGUAUACGCCCAGCCACAUAGAUUCCUCUUUGGUGACGAAUAUACAUAAAUUGUUCUCGGAACGAAUCGAAAUAUUUUCAUCGGUACAAUUUAACAAAGUGUCCAUUCUCACCGGCAUUGUCAAAAUAAGUUUAAAGACAUUCCUGGAAUGCGUCAGACUACGAACAUUCAGUAAAUACGGGUUGCAGCAAAUUCAAGUCGACACUCAUUAUUUGCAGCUAUAUCUGUGGAGAUUCGUAUCGGACGAAAACGACGUCCACUUCAUGUUGGACGAAAUACUUGGAAGUGCUGUUCAUAGGUGUUUGGAACCAGUUUUGAUGGAACCAAGCGUCGUCGAUAUUAUAUGCGAAAGAGGAUGAACAUAGAAGCGACGUUGACUUUGAUCAUUAUGCAUAAUAUUGUUGUUUCUGAUCGCGUACUUUACAGUUUUGUCUAGUAUUGUUUGUAAAAGUAACACUGUUAGCUAUUUACGGACAAUAAUACUGUGCAUAUUCUUGUAUAUUUCGUAUGUAAAUAUUUUACCAUCGAUACUGUACAUUCAAUGAAUAUACUUCGUG